GAGCUCCGUGCGCGCCUCGAGGCGCUGGAGCGGCGGAUGGAGCGGGCGGAGGCGGCGCUGCGGGACCGGCCCCUCGCUGCCCUGCGGCUCCACGGGAUCCCGGUGCUGUUCGAGGAUGUGGCAGUGCGGUUCAGCCCGCAGGAGUGGGCAAGCCUGGACGAGAGACAGAAGGAGAUGUACCGGAGCGUCAUGGAAGGCAACUACGAGAUGCUGGUGUCCUUGUGUAGGCUGUGUUUCCGCCGCUUUGGCAGCCCCAAGGAGCUCUCUUGGGGUCAUUUCUCUGCUUCUUUGCCUUUCACUGGAUCUCAGAUAACCCUCUCCUUUCCCUGUCCUCUCUGGCAGCGGUUGGAGCAUGGCAGGGACACGCAGGACAGGGUAGUAAGUGCUUGGUGUCUUUUCCUCAUGGAGAACAGGUACAUUGUUGGUGUUGUCAUCUCCCUAGCUUGUCACCUCAAAAAUUCUCUGCCUGGAACACCCCUUUUGAUGAGAAUUUUCCCUAAAAUCCAACCUGAACCUCCCACUGAAGCUGUUUCCUCUUGUCCUGUUCCUUGGGAGCAGAUCCUGAUUCCCUCCUGGGUGUCAUUGAGCUGUGCAGAGCCACAAGGUCCCCCCUGAGCCUCCUUUCCUCCAGGCUGAGCCCCCCAGCUCCUGGUGCUCUGUUCCCCAGGUCUGUUCACUUCACUUCAGCCCCUCAAUGUCUUCCUUGCCAUAAGGGGCCCGGAAUUGCUCCCAGGAUUUGAGGUGGUCCCUCAGCACUGCCCUCGUGCUCUGGGUGGACAUGCAGUCAGGAGCCUCACAAUUUCCUUCCUGUCAUUCAGGGUAUUUUCCUAUCUGCAAGGUGAAUUUCUGGGAGAACAGGGAAUUCUGUAGCAAGCGUGGAGCAAGGAUGGAUUCUCUUGCAGUUGUUCCCAAGGGACUUUUUCAGAGGCUUCUUUCCAUAUUCCCCUGUCAGCUCUGCCUGCUGUUUCCUGUCUGUAGCCAUAACUCCUGUUGUAGAUGAUUGGCCUUGGUUGUAGAUGAAGUUUCCUGGGCUGGGGCUGACUCUUGCCCAGCUGUGGGUGAAGAGUCCCUGUCCCAUCAUGUUUCUGAUGUCUGUCUUGCUCUUGCCCAGACUGUGCCCUGUCCAAGCCUGAACUGUUAUUACAGCUGGAAAGAGAAGAGCUGAGCACGCCGCUGGAAUCAGAGCCGGAGGCAGCAGAGAUGUCCCCAGAGCUGGCUGGAGAGCCAGCCCAAGAGAACUGCACCAGCUAUGACAUGCUACUGGAGACAGAGACAAUGGAGAGGGACUGCAGGGAGCCAGAGGAAAGCUUGAAUGUGGCAGAGAAAAGUGGGAGCUUGUCAGAGGAAAGCGAGAACCUGGUGGAGGAAAGCAGGAGCCCAGUGGAGAUAAAUGGGAACCUGGUAGAAGAAAGCAAGAACCUGGUGGAGGAAAGCAGGAGCUCAGUGGAGAUAAAUUGGAACCUGGUAGAAGAAAGCAUGAACCUGGUGGAGGAAAGCAGGAACCCAGUGGAGAUAAAUUUGAACCUGGUAGAAGAAAGCAAGAACCUGGUGGAGGAAAGCAGGAGCCCAGUGGAGAUAAAUUGGAACCUGGUAGAAGAAAGCAUGAACCUGGUGGAGGAAAGCAGGAACCCAGUGGAGAUAAAUUUGAACCUGGUAGAAGAAAGCAAGAACCUGGUGGAGGAAAGCAGGAGCCCAGUGGAGAUAAAUUGGAACCUGGUAGAGGAAAGCAAGAACCUGGUGGAGGAGAGCACUAGCCCAGCAGAGGAAAACAGGAGCCCAGCAGAGGAAAACAGGAGCCCAGCAGAGGAAAACAGGAGCCUAGCAGGGGAAAACAGGAGCCUAACAGAGGAAAACAGGAGCCUAGCAGAGGAAAACAGGAGCCUAGCAGAGGAAAACAGGAGCCCAGCAGAGGAAAACAGGAGCCUAGCAAAGGAAAGCGGGAGCCCAGCGGAAGAAAGUGGGAUCCUGAUGGAGGAAAGUGGGAACCCAGAGAACUGCAGCACAUCACCCGUCCCUCUGGAAGGCACUGCUGUCCCGGCGGAUCUCAGCCAGCCGACCCCGUCCCUUCCCUUCCUGCUCUCCGUGUCCUGUUGGAAAGCUGAGGGUCAGGACUCUUCUCCCCCUGCAGCAGGAGAUGCUGAGGCAGGGAUCCCAAGGGAGCUGCCACAGGAGGAAGUUGCUGCAGAGAAGCUGUCGAUACCCAAAACACCCUCUAAGGGUUCGGAAGAGGACAAGGGUCUGGAAGAGGAGGCUGUUAAAGAUUCAGGGAAUACUGGCCAAGAUCUGGUGGCCAACACUCCUGAAGAACCAGGAAAGGAGGUGAUACCAGAUGUCCACAAACAGGCAGAACAGGCAGAUCCCAGCCCAGGGGAGCCGGAGAAGGAUUCUUGUGUGGGCCGGCCGGCGGCUUUGCAGCGAAAUUCCGCCAGGGAAUUUUACUCCUGCCCCAUCUGCAGGAAAACCUUCCUGCUGAAGAUCAACCUCCUGAUCCACCAGCGUGGCCACGCCAACUGGGUGCCCUACGUCUGCGUCCACUGCGACCGCAAGUUCAUGUCCAAGAAGAAAAUGAGGCGGCACCUCCGUGCCUGGGCAGCCAACGGGACGUGCCAGCCCUCGGAGCCCAGCCAGGUGCCGUGCUCAGCAUCCCACUCCCAAGCCUGGGCAGCUAACGGGACGUGCCAGGCCUCAAAGCCAGAGAAGUGUCCCAGCAGGACACCGUGCCAAACAUCCCAGCCCCAAACUUGGGCACCUAAUGGGUCCUGUCAGCCCUUGGAUGCAAAGGCAUGUCCCAGCCAGGGGCCGUGUGCAGCAUCCCAGUGUCCAACAUCCCAGCCCCAAAACUGGGCACCCAAUGGCUCCUGCCAGCCCUUGGAUGCAAAGGCAUAUCCCAGCCAGGGGCCGUGCUCCAGCCAGGGGCCGUGCCCAACAUCUCAGUGCCCAACAUCCCAGCCCCAAACCUGGGCAGCCAACGGCGCCUGCCAGCCCUCAGAGCAGAAGGAAUGUCCCAACCAGACCCUGUGCCCAUCCUCCCAGCCACAAGCCCCCAGCAGGGACUGUGGCACGGUGUGGCAGGAUCCUGGGCCUGCCAGGUGCUCGCUGUCACCUGGGAAGAUGAUGUACACGUGCAACGAGUGCCUGGAAACCUUCUCCAACCAGAUCUUCCUGACGGUGCACCAGCGCCGGCACUCCGGCCACCACCUCAUCCUGUGUCCCUGCUGCAACCGCAGCUUCACCUGGGUGUCGGACUUUGUCCGGCAGCACUGGAUGCACAUGGGUGUCCGGCCCCACCAGUGUGGCAUCUGCCAGAAGACCUUCAAGAGGUUCUCCCACCUCAAGGCGCACCAGAGGAUCCACAGGCGGCAGGAGCAGCCGUUCACCUGCGCCAACCCGGUGCCCGUGGUGGCGGCACCCGCGGCAGCAGAGGGGGUGGGAAGCCAGGAUGUGACCCCCCAGGGAUGGGACCAGGCUGUUGGACCUGCUGUCGGGCCUUGAGGUGUCCUCCUGACAACAGGAAGGUGCUGUUGGACCUCAGGGUGUGCUCCCAGGGACGGGAAGCUGCUGCUGAAAUUUGAGAUGACCUCCCAGAGACUUGAAGUGACCUCCCAAGAUGCUGCUGGUGGACUUUGAGGUGACCUCCCGGACACAAGGUGCUGCUGACAGACUUUGAGCUGACCUCCCUAGGACAGGAGGCUGUCUGAAUUUGAGGUGAAGAAUGGGAUGCUGCUGCUGAUGGGCUUUAAGGUGUCCUCCCAGGAAUAAGAUACAUGAUAAACUUUGAGGCGUCCUCCCAGGAAUAAGAUGCUGCUGUUGAACCUUGAGGUGACCUCCCAGGCAUGGGAUGCUGCUACUAAACCUUGAAGUGACUCCCAGGGAUGCAAUGAUGCUGCUGGAUCUUGAAGUGACCUCCUGGGGACCAGACGGCACUGUCAGACCUUCUCCCCCUCU
Messenger RNA from Catharus ustulatus (Swainson's thrush), 3945 nucleotides. Its product is annotated as zinc finger protein 629-like. Bases 1201 to 3492 code for a protein of 763 amino acids. NCBI's taxonomy places the organism in Eukaryota, Metazoa, Chordata, Aves, Passeriformes, Turdidae. The record is from RefSeq and is a predicted model, not a curated record. The transcript has 5 exons.